Raphanus sativus (radish) is the source of this 1101-nucleotide messenger RNA. Its product is annotated as putative F-box/LRR-repeat protein 19. Gene Ontology annotation, molecular function: protein binding. Lineage: Eukaryota; Viridiplantae; Streptophyta; Magnoliopsida; Brassicales; Brassicaceae. The record is from RefSeq and is a predicted model, not a curated record. The coding region runs from base 110 to 964 and encodes 284 amino acids. The transcript has 2 exons.
UUCUUUCGGUGUUAAAUUUUAUUCUUGGAACGCCUAAAACUCUGAGCUACUUUUCUCGGCCUGAAGAAAGUCUCUCUACAAGAAUCUAAACGACUAAGCUUUAAAUCUAAUGGGACUCGGCCCUAAAUGGGCUGAGAUGACUCGGGAAUGUCUUCUGGACAUCUUCUCACGCCUUAGCCAGGAAGAAAGAUGGAUGGGACCGAUGCUUGUCUGCAAGACUUGGAUGAACACAUGCCAUGAACCGUCACUCAACACCAUCUUCGAUCUCGAAUCUCGGUUUCAGUCAUUCCCUGAGUCGAUCAACUGGUGGACUCCCGAGUUUGAAGACAAGGUUGAUUCCUUCUUCAGAUCCGUCGUUGACUGGAGCGAAGGCGGUCUCACAGAGAUUCGUGUCAGACACUGCACAGAUCGCUCUCUAUCUUACGCUGCUGAGAGGUGUCCUAAGUUAGAGGUGCUUUGGAUUAAGAGCUGCCCUCACGUCACUGAUGCAACGAUGGCAAAAAUAGCCUCAAACUGUCCAAAGCUAAGAGAGCUUGAUGCAAGCUACUCUUAUGGUAUAUCUCACGAGUCUCUGUCCAUGUUAGGGAGGCAUUGCCCGAACCUAGAGAUCUUGAAAAGGAAUCUGUUUCCUCGGCAAGGUCCCAGCGUGCCUACAAUUGUAGCGCCGGUUGAUUAUAUACGUGCAUUUCCAAGAUACGGUAACAUAGAGGCUCAAAUAAUAGGGAGACACAUGCCUAGGCUGAAGCACUUGGAGCUUCAAUACUGUACAAUGACUGUUAAAGGUCUUACCUCGGUUUGUAAAGGAUGUUCUAAUCUAGAGUACCUAGACUUAUGCGGGUGUAUAGCCUUGACAAACAGUGAUAUAACGAGAUGUAUCUCGAGCUUGAAGAGUUUGAUGGAGAUCAAGAAGCCUGACUUCAACCGUCCUGUUGAUAUUUUACGCCUUCCAAGAAAUGAUAAUUGAAGAAAAUAAUAUGGUGAUGAUUACUUCACUUGUUUUUGGCUCGCUUCUGUGUUAUUUUUAUUUUGUUAUUUGCUUAUUGUUGUUGAUAAGAAGAGAGUUGAUAUUUCUUGCGUGUUAAGAAACCAACUCUUCUACCU